Molecule: messenger RNA, 2163 nt
Organism: Macaca mulatta (Rhesus monkey)
Lineage: Eukaryota; Metazoa; Chordata; Mammalia; Primates; Cercopithecidae
Source: RefSeq, a predicted model, not a curated record
AACUUCUAGAACUUGGACUUGAGGUUCGGGAAUUUGCUCCAUCUCUCCCGCCCUCUGGCCCUUGAAAUAUUCACCUUUUCCUCCCUAUUUUUAUCUUUUAUUUUCUUUCAUUGCUUCCCUCUCUGCCCUCGCCCACCCUUAUGCACGAAUCUGCUGGUCCAGAGAGGCGGAAGAGGCUGAUUUCCCCGUGCCAGCGGUGCCCCCGGGAUUCCCUGUCUUCGCACAGACUUGAGAUUAACUCUCUCGUGCAGUGCACAACCCGUGCUUCCUUUGUUUCCUUGGACUCAAAACAAGUGGCUAGAAGGUGUCUCUUAGAGUGGACUUGUAAGUACAAGGCCGGGCCAGUGGGGGAGAGCGAGGAGGAGGAGGGUGUGCAGACCACUUUGUCUAUGCUUGUCUUGGUGUCAGCACUCACCAAAGAAGCUGACAAUCAUACAGUGGAGAGAACGGACGCUGUUUGCACAGGUAGCUGGCGAAUGUGUACGUCCUGGCAUCGCCACUUACUUACUGCGGGAGGCGCCAGCCGGCCGCUGUUUGCGCUCUGGGGACGCUGAGAGGCCUGGGAUCCGCGCGCCUCCCCAGCCAUCUGUGCUCUGGCAGGGCGGUAGGCGCUCCUGGCUGCUGACUGACUUACCGGAUCUGGGUUACUCCGCCUACGCUCUGGGGCGCCCUGAAAUGCGGGUAGACACCUGAGGUUUUUGCCAUAGCCGGCGGCGCAAGGUCCCGCGGAACUCUUGGGAUUGGAGAGACCAAGAAGGCUUUAAAGGGGAGACAUGCUGGGGCGGCAAAGAGGAAAGGUUCUCCAGGGCGCGCGUGCCCGAGGCUCCAGCUGGCUGCCCCAGUAAAACCUGAAAGAGCUAUUUUAUCCUUACAAUGUAGACUUUUUCCUCCUAAUUCAUGCUCUUGUCCUUUUUGGAUCGGGGAAUAAUUCUGCUGAGCGUGUCCCAACACUCACUGCAUUUGCUUUACAGUACAUCCAAGACACAAAGUUAGCAGAACUUAGUUUUCCAAAUAGGAAUUCUGGGCUUUCAGUGGAAUGCCCAGAUAGUCCAUAGGUUAGCACUAUCUGUGACAGCAGGCAGAUAGUUUAAAUAGCAGGGUCCUAAAGGACUAGUUAGGAGGUGGUCUUCCUGGGGAAGCUAAGAAUCUUUUAUGGGAUUAUUUGCUCCCUGGCAUGGCCAUUCUGCUGUGCCAAGGGUCUACGGAAACCACCUUUUUGCCCUUUGAAUUGUGGAGCACUCCAGGCUUUCUCUCCUUCAGUUAUUCUUGAAGCCUUGCCACUCCUGCCGAGAAACUGGUUAAAAUCUUUGCUGCCCCAGAAAGGGAAGUUAUUUAGGUACUCUCUUUGGAUGUAAAUUUCCAACUACGUGAUGGAGAUCUAGAGGGUUGUCAUUGCUUGAUCUAGCCUCCAAUUUUCUUAUGAAUAAUGGUUUCGUUUUCCAGAAAAUUCACAAAAUAAUUGAUCCCUACUCCCCUCUCUCUUCAACUGUACCUUUCGAAUGCUUGCAUUUGCUGUUUUGAGAACCGUAUUACAUUUACACAUUGCAAAAAUUGCCAAUGAAAAGUUCAUUUGUUUACAAUUAAGAAAGUGAAAGGACAGCUCUGUCACUUGAAGCCAUUUUAUUGUUUGUCAGACUGAAUAAAACUUUCCUUUGGUGUCUGCUUCUGUAUUCUAAACUGGAAGUAGACAUCAUAUUCCAGCUAAGUAGGGAAAGUUUUAGAACUUUGGGAAUAAUUUGUCUAUACAUGUAUAAUGCUGAGAAGGGUCUGCAGUGAAGAAAGUAAGAUAGACUUCUCCAGUACAACUAUUACUCAUUUGAUAAUUCAGUUUCAUUUUUGCUUACAUAAUCUAAGUAGACCUAUAUCAGAAACCAAGUUUUUAUGUAUGUUAUACUAAAUUUUAGGAACAACGUCUAUAUUUUAAAAAUCCAAACCCCAAAUUUGCUCAUCCAAAUUAUGUCUUGGCCAGCAAGUUUUACAUUAGAAGUUUUGAGACUUCCAUUUAUUUGUGUCUUUUACAGAAUUGUAUGACAAUGACUUUUGGACAUUUGUUCUUUCUGCUUUGGAAUAUUUAUACAAGAAUGGAGAAGGAACAUUAAACUGGAGCAUAAUUGUCAAGGCAAUAGAGAAUUUAGAGAAAUAAAAUAGCUGCAUAUCUCUAAA